UCUUUUUCACCGUCCCCUCUCUCUCUCUCUCUCUCUCAUUCGUGUUCCCUUACAAACCGAAGAUGAUAAAAGCGUUUCAAUUCUCAUUGCGCGCCAAAUCGCGGUAGCAGCACAGUGUGGCCAACCUCGCUAUCCACGUACUAGACACAAAAAUAGGUCGUACCUUUUUUUUCCUGUAAAAGAGGGCAUGUCAUUGGACGUUUAUAAUCAGAUCUGAAAGCUCCAAGAAAUGGCUCAAUUGUCUGAUUCUUAUAACACACUGAUCAAACCUGAGAAUGAAAAUCAAGAUAGUUUUUGGUCGGAGGAACUCGAUGGCAUUCCGUUGAAACAACGAUUAAAAUUGCUACUCGCGAGUAAGCGACUCUCUGAUUUUGGAGUCAUUAAAUUGGAAACAGAGACACCUCCAAUUCACAUUGGUGUUACCGAGGAAGAUCAGAGCUGUGAUUCACAGGGCUUCUAUCCCUCUUGCUCUGCCAGGGAACAGAGGAAUGAAAGAUUUUCACUAGAAAAAACUCAUACUGAUGUGCUGGGAGAAUACAGUUGCCAAGGGACGCUUGUGGGUGACUGCAUUUGUUCAGAUCGUUUGAUAUGUUCUGAUGUUAACAGUACUAGUGUUGGAGUGGAGAAAGUUGACACUGGUGCAAACAUUUUACUUCAAUGUUCAAUGUUGUCAAAGUAUCCUGUCAAAGUAAAUAUUGAGUAUGCUGAUAACAGCUCAUUGAGUUCAUCAGGAAAUGGUGUAAAUGGCUAUUCAGGUGCUGAUGUGCAAGCAAAAAAGAUACAACCUGAGAUUUCUGAUGAUUUUAAUGAUGAUCUUGAUUAUGUUGUUCUGAAAGAGCGCCAGAGGAUGCUGCUGUCAAGGAAAUCGAUGGAAUUUACAAGAGCAGUUCUAGAGGAUGAUUCUUCGUGGUUGUCUAACCCAGUUGUGGAAGAUAUGAUUCAAUGCUGUGGUGGGAUAGGUAAGAAAGAGAGUCGUUUUGGUGACGGAAAAUCCUCAGUCGGUGGAACUCAUACUCAUGCUGUUUCUGAAAGAAAUGUUUCUGACUUUCGCAAGAAGCAGAAGUCUGGUUCAUCAAAUAGUAUUAUUGCAGGAUCGUCUUCUACAACUCCUCAAUGUUCAUCGUUAAAGGGGUCCUGCCAAGGGAUUGAAUCAAUUAAAUCUGAAAACUUAAUGGGAGUUCAAGAAAAAGACGGAGUUUCCUCAUCUAAGAAAGCUCCCAGCAUAUAUGAAUCAAGUGGUAGGCAUGAUUUUGUGUCUGGUGACCGCAAUAGCAUGCUUGGUUCAACUUUAACAAGUUUUGCUACUGUAAAGGUUGAACCCUUGGAUAACAGUGACUUGCACAAUCGGAACAAGAAUGCAGUCAGUAACUUCCCCUUGGAAAACAUAGUAUCAGUGAAGAAGGAACUUGAAACCCUUGAAGAAUCUUAUGGAGAUGAACUAGACGAUAUGUUGCUACGAGAGCGAAUGAAAUUGCUGUCACCAAGAAAGGUUCCUAAUUUGGAUAUUUCCCAAAACUUCAAAUGCUCGAGGAAAAUUGUGCCCUCUGCCAUAGACAGUUCCCCUAUUUUAUCUGAACCUGCUAAACCAUUAAGAAUCAUUCAUCCACGGAAAAGGAGAAAAACUGCCACCGAUUCGGUUGAAACAGCACUGGAGGAAGAUGCUCCUGGACUCCUGCAGGUUUUGAUUGACAAAGGGGUAUCAAUCAACGAAAUGAAGCUUUAUGGUGAAAUGGAGAGUGAUGAUUCCCUCGAAGAUUCAUUCAGUGAAGGCAGUUUCACAGAGCUUGAAGCUGUGAUGUCAAAGCUUUGCUCCCAGCGUCCCUCGUUAUUGAAGUUUGCUCCCGUACGGUGCGUUAAGGGUGAGAAGGCUAGUUAUUGCUUGGCUUGUCUAAUAUCGCUUGUGGAGCAGGCACGGUAUCUACAGUUUCGGAAAUGGCCUGUUGAAUGGGGUUGGUGCCGUGAUCUCCAGUCAUUUAUAUUCGUCUUUGAAAGACAUAACAGAAUAGUGCUGGAACGUCCUGAAUAUGGCUAUGCUACAUACUUCUUUGAGCUAGUGGAUUCCUUGCCCAUUGAUUGGCAGGUCAAGCGGUUGGUGACUGCCAUGAAGCUUACUAACUGUGGCAGGGUUACCCUAAUUGAGAACAAAGCACUAGUGGUUGGAAAGGACUUGACUGAAGGUGAAGCUCGGGUGUUAACGGAAUAUGGCUGGGUACCAAAUACUGGCUUAGGAACUAUGCUUAACUACUGCGACAGAGUUGUUCAUGACAGGAAGAAUGAGAUUGACAGCUCAGAAUGGAGGUCAAAGAUUGGGAAGUUGCUUGUUAACGGUUAUAGUGGCGGAAGUAUUGUAUUAACUGAUAUCCCGAAGAGUAUAGAACACAGCGUCAGCCAGAGCCCACAGAUCAAGUUGGAGUUCUAGUUUGAGGUUAGUUCGGUCCAAAAAAUUGUAAAUACUUGUUAAGUAUGAAGCAGUUAUCAAAUGCUUUUAGUCAGUCUGAGUCGUCAAAAUAGUUUAGUCAUUGUAGUAGGUUAAUUUAAGCAUUUUGGGUUAAAGGCUCAAAGAAUUGAUUGGCAUCAUUAAAUCAUAUCAUAUUUUGUGGCUAGACUUGUCAGUUUUCAAGGAUUGAAAUUACAAAAUGAUUAGGAAGUUCAUUAUUGUGAUUUAUUCACAUAGUUCAUUGCCACCACUUAACAAAGCCUUUGAUAAAGAGCCUGGGUGGAUGUACUCUUAAUUUUGUUUA
This is a messenger RNA of Cornus florida, 2741 nucleotides long. RefSeq lists its product as uncharacterized. The transcript has 13 exons. Bases 230 to 2419 code for a protein of 729 amino acids. NCBI's taxonomy places the organism in Eukaryota, Viridiplantae, Streptophyta, Magnoliopsida, Cornales, Cornaceae. The record is from RefSeq and is a predicted model, not a curated record.